This is a messenger RNA of Glycine soja, 3180 nucleotides long. RefSeq lists its product as uncharacterized. The coding region runs from base 225 to 2522 and encodes 765 amino acids. The record is from RefSeq and is a predicted model, not a curated record. The transcript has 4 exons. Lineage: Eukaryota; Viridiplantae; Streptophyta; Magnoliopsida; Fabales; Fabaceae.
UCCUUACACUGUGACCGUUUUAUGCUUCAAGGAUCCGCUUUUCUCGCUUCUUCACUUGCAGAUCCCACAAAGUUUUUCCUACUUUUUCUUACUCUCUCUCUCUCUCUGUGGCCACUGUGCUUAUUGUGUCAUUUUCAUUCUGAUUUCACCACUUAUUUGACAACCCUUUUUCCAUAUCAUUUUUCUUGUUUGUAAAGUUGAGCAAAGGCAUAGGCUUGCCAAUUAUGGGCAAGGAGUGGUAUUUUGCUGGAAGAUCAUCUAAGAGAGGUGUAGUAGGAGUAGGAGGUGAAGCUGAGGCUGAAACACAAGCCCCUUCUGGUUGCAUGUGUGCUGUUUUUCAGUUCUUUGAUUUCCAUCCUUUUCACUUUCCCAACAUAAACCAACACCACCAACAAGAACAGACCUCUUUCAAGCCACCCUCAUGCACUUCAGAAGACCACACCACAGUCCCAAAAGGCGCUGAAGCACCUAGGAACAGCUUGGAGUCAGAGGAUGGUGAUGGUACAGUUUCAUCUCUCUCAUCAAAAGAAGAAGAUUUUAAAAUUCCUAAGAAUAUUGUACAAAUUAAGACAAGUGGAGGCACAAGAGCAAGUGGUGGAAAUUUGAAUGACUUGUCCUCAGAACUCACCGGCUCUCCAGGGACAAAGACACCAACUUUGGUGGCCAGGUUAAUGGGUUUGGAUCUUCUUCCAGGGGCAAACUCACCAUCUUUUUCUUCAUGUCUUUCAACUCCAAACACACAAGGCAAUGUGUCACAUCUUCACCACCACCUGAGACACAAGCAACAUGUCCAAACCAAACACAGAAACAGCAUAGACAGUAGUGACAUAGCCUCCACAAGAUCUUUGCCUGAGACACCAAGAAUCUCCUCAGCAAGAAGAUCAGAUGUUGAUCAUCACCACAGACUCUCACUCCAAAUCAACAAGGAAAACAUGAACCUUGGUGAGGAUUUGGAGCUCCCUAGGCUCUCAUUUUCCAAAAGGAAGAGUGAUGAGAACAAUGGCAGGAGUCCAAGCUACUAUGCCAGACAAAUUGUCAAACAGGUUAAGGAAAGUGUGAGCAGAAAAGUUGGUCAAGACAUCACCAACACUAGUCUCAAAACCAGAGAAGAAAAUGUAGGCCAAUUCAGAAGCAAAAAAUCUCCCAAAACAUCAUCACUGAAAGCAAUUGAUGAAACUGAAACCAACCCUGAUAAACAAUCAAACCAAUCUCCCUAUUUCCCAAGGCUUAGAUUCAUUGACAAACACAAACCAAACACAACAACAACAUCAACACCAUCAUCACUCACAACGAAAGACCAAAACAUGCUGAAACUGCCACCACCUCCUCCAGUUAACACUCAACCACAUCUUCCAAGAGUUUUAACAAAACCAAAGGCUCAAACAUUGGUGCCAGAGCAGCAAGAGUUUCACCAGAACAACAAAUCUGUUCCAAAAUGCAAAAAGGCUACAAAUGAAAAGUUCAACUCAAGGCUCAUCAAAAGGCCUCCACAGACAUCAGACAUCAUCAGAAACAAGCAAGAAGAACCAUUCAUCAUUCUUCGUCCCACAUCGCCUACUGGAGCCAGUGACAUCAAAAACACCAAAAGCAAGAAAAAUCAUCAUCCAUUGUCAAGCAAUAUUCUCCUCAACAACAUCAACAAUGUACCAAAUCUUCUACCUGUCAAGACAGACCCUUCUCCUCCAGCAACCAAAAUUCCUUCCAAACAGUCACAGGUCUGUGAUACUUGUCAUCAAGAGUCCAAAAGCAGUUCACAGUUAUCUAGUUGUGCGCGCCAGAGGUACAAACAAGAAGGAACAACAACCACACUACUCGCUACCCGAGAUAGAUCAGAGAACAAGCCUAACAACGGUGCUUUCUCCUUCUCCUCCACCACCGUCGUCCAACCUCACACCCCACAAGAGCUUCAGUACAUCACAGCAAUCCUAGCCCGUACCACUGCCCUAAAGUCACAGGGUAUCCCCACAACACUGUCCUUAAACCAAGGGUGGUUCUCUCCGACCAACCCACUCGACCCAUCAAUCUUCCACCACCUCGAACACCCAGAAAGCGACAAAGAUCGCAACUUUUCCCCAAAAGACCAACUGGGUCACCGUUGGAAUCGGAGAUUGCUGUUCGAUUUGGUGGAUGAGGUUCUGAGGGAGAUUUUGGGGCCUCAAGAGGGAGAGAGAGAAAAGAAGAGACUUUGGUUUUUGAAGGGUGGUGUUUGUAACCAAAAAGGGAGCGUUGUAGGGUUGGUGGAGAGGGUGUGGGAGAGGGUCGAGGAGUUCCCGCGUGCCAAGUGUGAGGUGUUGGAAGACAUUGAUGAGUUGGUCGACAUGCAGAGAGAGAAAGAUGGUGAGAAAAUGGAAGAAGAAGGGGAAGGGUUGGUGGCAGAGAUUGAAGGGAACAUAUGGGACACGUUAGUGCAUGAAACUGUUGUGGUUAUGGAUUGUUGGGGAAAUGCUAAAAAACAAAAAUUAUUACUAUAUGAUGAUGAUUCCAAAAUACCAUCACAUGUUUGUAGUCUCAAUCAAUUUUAACAUGAUACAUAAUUGAGUUUUUGAUUUAUGAGAAAAUAUAAGUAAUAAGAAGAUUCAAUUAUGUAUUGUAUAAAAAUCAAUUGUGAUUAUGAAUGUGGGACUGUGGGGGUGAUUUUGAAUUACUAUUAUACAAUAAGUUUAAAUUUCUUGUGGAAAGUGGGUCCAUGUUUGUGCUUGAACUAAGUACGGCGUCGUUUAGUAAGGAAGGGUGUCACGUGACUUUGUUGUGAGGGGUCGGUGUGGCCCACGUGCAUGGGGUUUGAAGUUUGAACCCUUCGAUUGUAGGGUCACAUGAAGAAUUUGACCCCUCAACAAUUGCUCUAUUCAUUGGUCAUUAAAAGACAAGAUUUGACAGAGGAAUCCAUGCCCCACUUUAGUUACCCAUUUACCCAUUCUCUCUAUUCAAUUCAAGUGAAGUACAUAAUAGUAUAUUAUUUUCUUUGAAUUUGUUUUGGUGUUUAAUUGUGUUUGUAAUGAGUUAGGAACCCGGGAUAGUUGCAAAAGAGUUUUUUUUAUUUUUUUAUUUGAGACUCCCACCAAAAUAAAUUUAGGACGAUUGUUGAGAGAGUAUUUAGAGAAAUUGAUGGUUACGAUUAAAUAUUUUGUGAGGCUUGUAAGAUAUUAUUUCUAUGUAAGUAUUGUUAUUGUUAAAUAUUUA